Leptopilina heterotoma is the source of this 530-nucleotide messenger RNA. RefSeq names its product cytochrome c oxidase assembly factor 6 homolog. The transcript is spliced from 3 exons. Gene Ontology annotation, cellular component: respiratory chain complex IV; mitochondrion. The coding region runs from base 196 to 444 and encodes 82 amino acids. Gene Ontology annotation, biological process: respiratory chain complex IV assembly. NCBI's taxonomy places the organism in Eukaryota, Metazoa, Arthropoda, Insecta, Hymenoptera, Figitidae. The record is from RefSeq and is a predicted model, not a curated record.
ACGGUGCCAUGGGACUGCACAGGCAGGCAGAGCUGUGAGUGCUCCAUUAUGUGUUUACAAAAGUAAAUUAUUCUUUUUCCCUAAUUUAAAAAAACUAAUGGCAUGAAAAAUGUUUUAAAAUAAUUUAAGAAUAGUGACUAAAAUUUUCAGCAAUUUGAAAUAUUACGUCUAGGUUCAGCUGAAAAAUAUAAAAAAAUGUCUUUUUUGGACAAAGAGAAACGUCAAAUAUGUUGGGAUAAUAGAGAUGCAUUUUGGAGUUGUCUGGAUAAAAAUGAAAAUGCGGAAAGUCCAUGUGCUCAAUUUAGAAAACAAUAUGAACAAACAUGCCCAAUUCAGUGGGUGAAACACUUUGAUAGAAGAAGGGAGUAUAAUAAAUUUAAGGAACAAAUGGAAAAAAAAGGAUAUGUGCCGAAUUUUCCAGAAAAACAGGGCGUUAAAUCUUAAACAAUUAGUUAAUUAUACAAUAGAAAUGACAAAACUGUAAAAUAUUUUAAUUUACCAAAAAAAUAUAAAAGAAACGUUAAGUUUAA